Molecule: messenger RNA, 2392 nt
Organism: Drosophila simulans
Lineage: Eukaryota; Metazoa; Arthropoda; Insecta; Diptera; Drosophilidae
Product: glucose transporter type 1-like
Exons: 1
Coding region: 1037-1291 (84 amino acids)
Source: RefSeq, a predicted model, not a curated record
CUGAAACCACAACCACACCUCGAUUGCGUUUCAGUUUCACUUCCAGUUUCCGUUUGAGUUUUUAAUUUCCUCGUUAUUUGUUGUGCAAAUUGCUCGAACCACACACCCAAUAUUUGCAUAUCCAUAUACACAGGUUGUGAAACGAACACACACAAGAUAGCAAGUGUCCUGUAGGUAAACAUACAUAAAGGACCCUAAUUUUGAAUUUACUUGUUAACUGUUUAAACCGAACAAACUGUAUCUAUGUAAAUUGCCUCAUGAACCAAACUUGUCUAACGCGUCGCAUAAUUAAUUUUUUGUUUAACACACAACAGAAACUGCGUCCAAAUUAUGCGCAUUCAAAUCUGUUGGGAAUUAAAAAAACAUUCUUUUGGGUGAAAGGGAAACAUGAAAAAAUUUGAAUUUUAGCAACACACCUAUUCGAGCAAUUAGUCAAUAGAUGUUUCGUUAGUUAACCACAGCAAAAAAUUCUGCAUUACCCCGAUCCAUUCAAAAUCCUUUUCUGAACUCCAUCAUCUCCACUCAUUAAUAUAAGUGUGUGUGUAUCUAUGAAUUUGCGACUCCUUUUGUUUGCCCAGUAACUCUGAAGUAUUGUAUUAUUUUUGGAAUGUCCUAUUUACUUAGUUGCUUGUUAUCGUAGCAAUUCGAUCUGUACUGCUCUUCUAAUCUUCUAAUCUGUAACUAAAAACUGAUGCGAUGCUCGCGUCCGUCUGAAUAAAUUAACUAUCUUGCAUUGUUUAUUUCCAUUCGGAUUUAUGAAUUGUGUUUUUUUGGAUCAAACAAUUUUAAACAUUGGAACCCUAUCAAUCAAUCGAUCAAAUUCAACCAUCAACUGGACCUCUAACACACAACCAACACUCAACUAUUGUACGUAACCAACAUCGACAACAACCACCAAUAUUGGCGCCUAUCUGAUCUUGCAUGAAAUGAAAAACAAAACUUGAAAAAUCAAAAUCGCAAAUCGAGAAAUCCCUUUGCCGUGCAUUGUAAUAAUCAAGUGUUUGGUACGACCUCGUUUUCCCUGACGGUUGAAGGCAUGGGUCCCUAUCCGCUGAGCGAUAGCACCAAUCUCCUGGGCCCCGGAUCGAGCAGCUAUGGUCCGGGCGGAGUCCUCGGCCUGGCCGGAUCCGACCCCGGAUCGGGUGGUCAGUGCUACACGAACUACGGCACCAAUCUGCAAACGCCGCAGGCGGCGAGAAAGUGCCACUACGACGAGGUCGACGACUACAGUUUCCGCCGGCACUCGGCGCACGGAAGGAUGUCAUGUAGGUUGACCCAGCACCACCGCUAAUAAUAAGCCACCACAACCCAGCUAGUCAGCCACUGAGCCACUGAGUCACCUCGCUGCCACUCAGCCAAUCACGAAAGCAUUUACACGAAAAUGCCCAAACCAAGUGCACCCAGUCGAAUCUAAGCCAUCUAACUAUAUAUUAAAUAUAUAAAAGUAUAUAUCCAACUAGGCUAAGGCUCAAGCUGACGCUGAAACGAACCACCGACAGUUCGGAUCUGAUGAACGUAGCUUACAUUGUUUCCUUUCGUUCCUUUAUAGUACGCAAGUGAAGGGAAAACCACUGAUCUUGGGACCAACUAUAAAAAAAGACAAAAAAGGAGCGAACCGAUUGGCUAAGUAAUGAAAAGUCGCACCACUCUGUGAAAACAAACACCAUACGAACACCCAAAGUACACCCAAGUCACCCACUCGCUCAAAGAUCAGAAAGAAAAGUGCCUAUAAUGCGACUGAGAAUAAACACAUAUCAUUCAAACCUUCUGACCCUUUCAUUCAAAAUCAUUUAUUACUUAAAUGCCAGCCAUUUAACCCGUAAUCAUUAUUUCUAAUGCUUUCAAUAUAUUAGCUUAAAAAUCGAAUAGGCCAUAAUUUAAUUUAAUGCAGCUGCGGUCAAAGUUUUAGUUUUAGUUUUUGGUUGCAGUGGCGCCCGAACAGGGACUAGCCCACUUCUGUUACAAUUUAAUUGAUUACAACUAUUAUUGCCGCAGCCGCACAAAAAGGCCAAAUGAAAAUCAUUUGAGUAAAUUAAUUAAUCAAUCAAUCAGGCCAUCAAUCAACCACCAGCCCUUUCGACUCCAUCAUCGCCAUGUGAAGGAUGUGUUUUGUGCAUGAUGUGUUUGCAAGCGAUUGCAAGCGUUUUUAUCGCCUUUCCCCAAUUGCAUGCGUAUUAUUGGCAUGCACUUUUGCAUGCACUUUAUUAAUUAGCAGCAGUAGUGAAUGCAUCGCAGCUAAGAACGCCCGAAAAAGCCCGCCCAUAAAUUAAAUACUAACGAUGAACGAUGAACGCUGAGAAACCCACAAUUUGGCCCGCCGUAUUAAUUGCUUUUUCGUAUUCUCGACCUGUGUUUGUUUGUUUGUUCCCUCACCGCCUUUCGCUGGGCAGCU